Scylla paramamosain (green mud crab) is the source of this 528-nucleotide messenger RNA. Its product is annotated as translation initiation factor eIF2B subunit epsilon-like. NCBI's taxonomy places the organism in Eukaryota, Metazoa, Arthropoda, Malacostraca, Decapoda, Portunidae. Gene Ontology annotation, molecular function: translation initiation factor activity; translation initiation factor binding; guanyl-nucleotide exchange factor activity. The record is from RefSeq and is a predicted model, not a curated record. Gene Ontology annotation, cellular component: eukaryotic translation initiation factor 2B complex. The transcript is spliced from 4 exons. The coding region runs from base 1 to 528 and encodes 175 amino acids.
AUGGAUGAGAGUGAAGAGAGCGAAGAGGAGAUUCAAAUGAGUGAUGAUGAGUAUAACAUGAAUGAGUUCCAACAUGAGGUGCAGGAGAGUCUCAGCACAGCACUGCGGGAGGGUGCAGCCGCGGAAAAUGUAGUACUGGAGAUUAAUGCUUCACGCCAUGCUUACAACGUUAGCAUGGAGGAUGUGCUGACCUCUGUGGUGCAGGGGAUACUGAAGGCAGGGCAGGAGAGAAGCACAGCCAGCAAGGGAGCAGAGGGGCUGUGGCCGGCUGUGAAGUCCUCCAUUACAGCCUUCCAAGGAGUGCUGCGAAAUUACGUGAAAAAGAACAGAGACCAAAUCCUUUUGUUAAAUGCUGUGGAGACCCUGGUGCGGUCCUGCCCCCCCUUCCUGCCGCUGGCCAAGGGUGUGCUGUUUGAGCUGAACCAGACACAUGAAAUUCUGGACGAUGAGGUGAUUGUGGCCUGGUACCGAGGGGGGGCUGCCGGGGCCACCUCCCCCCUCCCUGCUCUGAGGACUGCUGUGAGUUGA